AUGACGCCAUCGAUUGAAGCAGCGUAUCGUGUGCUCGAUAUUUCAAAGGUUUUCUUCAUAGAUCAGGAUGACGACAUGUUCUUUACAACGCUCCGCGAAAUGAAUCUCAAAAACAUCACAUUAUAUGUAGACGAGAAAAGAUUGAAAGAUUCCUUAUUUACUAUCGACAGAGAUGCUGGACUUGAUCUAAAAGAAUCAAAUCCAACACCAACAGAUUUGGAAUCUCUUAUCGAAUACGCCAAUGAACUUCUACUACCACUUGCAGAAGCAUGUAUUUCAUUGGAUGGUAUUGUUCAUAAUCUAUCGUUCUACAUCCAAAUGGCAGUUGAAGAAACACCAAAAGAACCAUCAGAUAACUUAACAAUUGAUGAAAAUACAGCCAUUCGUCUGUAUUCAGUUGAAUGGACAGCACCUCAUCGUAGUCUUGAUUCAAUGCUCAAUUAUACAUUACAAACAUGUUCUCGUUCUGAACUUCAACCUUAUUUCAAACAUAUAAAACUUUUCCUCAUUCCUCUCACUAAAUUACUAUAUAUUCCACCAUUGACUGUGUGGAGAAGUAUGGUGAAAAAUUUAAGCGCAGACUUCUUUCCUGGUACACCAGUGACAUGGUGGGAAGAUAAUAUGUAA
Messenger RNA from Adineta ricciae, 627 nucleotides. Lineage: Eukaryota; Metazoa; Rotifera; Eurotatoria; Adinetida; Adinetidae. The record is from the annotation of a GenBank genome assembly.